This is a messenger RNA of Myotis davidii, 3562 nucleotides long. RefSeq names its product ADP ribosylation factor like GTPase 6 (gene ARL6). Gene Ontology annotation, cellular component: axoneme; cytoplasm. Gene Ontology annotation, biological process: cilium assembly; intracellular protein transport; protein localization to cilium. The transcript has 9 exons. The record is from RefSeq and is a predicted model, not a curated record. Bases 326 to 907 code for a protein of 193 amino acids. Gene Ontology annotation, molecular function: GTPase activity; GTP binding. NCBI's taxonomy places the organism in Eukaryota, Metazoa, Chordata, Mammalia, Chiroptera, Vespertilionidae.
UCCAGACGCGGAGUGGGAAGACGGCGCAGGCUCGCUGUGACCUGGAAGGAAGCGUGGCUGCGGGACCGGAAGAGCCUCCGGUUGCCAGGGGAACGCCACGCGCCUACUGACUGAGCCUCGGGCGGAGUGGGCGGCUACUUGUUCUCCCAACUUGUGGAGGCGGCUUUGCCCGGGACCGGAAAGCCUUCCUUGGAGGCCGAGAGAGGAAAGGCAGAGGGUCGCCCGCGGCAGAUUCCCGUCCCCGGGAGGGACGAGCGAGGUCUCCCUCCCCGUCCCUCACCAGCUCCCGGGCCCGCAGCUGGUUUGUAAAUAUCUGAAUCGCAUUAUGGGAUUGCUAGACAGACUUUCAGGGCUGCUGGGCCUGAAGAAGAAGGAGGUCCAUGUUUUGUGCCUUGGGCUGGAUAAUAGUGGCAAAACCACCAUCAUCAACAAACUCAAACCUUCAAAUGCUCAAUCUCAAGAUAUAGUUCCAACAAUAGGAUUCAGCAUAGAGAAAUUCAAAUCAUCCAGUUUGUCUUUUACAGUGUUUGACAUGUCAGGUCAAGGAAGAUACAGAAACCUCUGGGAACACUAUUAUAAAGAUGGACAAGCCAUUAUUUUUGUCAUUGAUAGUAGUGAUAGAUUAAGAAUGGUUGUGGCCAAAGAAGAACUUGAUACUCUUCUGAAUCAUCCAGAUAUUAAGCACCGCCGAAUACCAAUCUUAUUCUUUGCAAACAAAAUGGACCUUAGAGAUGCAGUGACAUCUGUAAAGGUGUCUCAGUUGCUGUGCUUAGAGAACAUCAAAGAUAAGCCAUGGCACAUUUGUGCUAGUGAUGCCAUAAAAGGAGAAGGAUUGCAAGAAGGUGUAGACUGGCUUCAAGAAAAUACACUACAAUCAGAUCCAAGCUGUGAAGACAUGAAAAGAUAGUAGUUGGAAACCUCAACAAUUGUCAAUUCAAGGAAUAUAUCUUAAGGCAAACUGAAUACAUUAAUAUUUUUAAAGAUGUUGGUGCAUCUAAGAAUACUUUAUAAUCUGCUUGCAUUUAUGCACUCUGAAUAAAGUUUAUAAGAAUAUAAGACUUCAUGUAUGCUAAUCUGGCCAUUAAUUAUAUGAAAAUAAAUCCUCAGAAAGGAUCCCCAGAAUAUCAACCUCUUGGUAAAGAUCUACACUUAUUCGUAAUGAGAAUGUUAAAAUCCAUCUCAAUAUCUCAUCGUGAAUUAUGAUAUCGUUAAUGUAUUUUUUAAUUGUCUUCAAAAAAGCUUAUAGUAUGACUAUGAUGGGAUUGUGCUUGUGAAAAAGAACUUUAAAUAUUUAUAAGGGACCAUGGGUGAUAAAUGUAUAUUAGAUUUUUACUAUAUGUCACCAUCAAUAAAACAUAAUAUGUAAUGUACCAACUAGUGUGCUUUGUUUAUGCUGAAAUAAUGCUGUGUUAAUAUGGUAUUUGGUAUUUUACUGUCAAAUAUUUGUCAACCUGAGACCAAGUUAUGCUGAAGUUAUUUAUCCAGUGAGUAAGUAUUGGAUAGCUCUACACCUGUAGUAGUCUGACACCAUCCUACACAAUCAUGAUAGAAGGUAAAUUAAACAUAUUCCUUAUCCUCAGACAACUUAAAAUUUAAUGAGGCAGAAUUUUAGAAUUUUUUAAUAUAUCAUAUAUAAUUUUUUAUCUCAUUGCUGAAUGAAAAUAUUUUAUCCUAAGAUUGAGUCAUUAAAGUUAAUGUGUGAAUCUUCAAUAAUUAUAACUGACUUUCUUUAAAAUUCCUCCAGUUUACUAUAGCACUUUGUUGAAAUAGAUUGUGACUGACCAAACUGUUUUGUUUUUUUUCUGAACAAAAACUGCUACAUAAAUGUUCUUUAGAAUUUUAGACAUAUCUCAGGUAUCCACAGUAUGCAAAUUGUAUUAUUCUCAAAACUUAGAGACCACUUAGACUUAUGACUCUAAAUAGAAGCUUUGGUUCUAAAUUAAUCACUGGGAAACUGUAGAAAGCCGCGGUGUCAAUUCUGGAAAAUAUUGCAUAUAAAGAAAAACUGGAAUGUUUGAUGUGUAACAUCUUAAACAUACUUAGCUGUGGAAAUGAUAAAAAACAGAGGCAAAAGGUGAGCAUUAAAGAUGUGACAUAAUAACCGGUAGUGGUAUGUUCAGAAAUUUGAAUAAAAUAAUUUUAAAACUACAGUAAAAGUUCUGUAUUAUACUUUCUCACAGUCCUGAAAUCCCAGUGACUUGGACUUUGUCGAGUUCAAAGUUAUCCAGGGUAUUCUACUGGUUCUGCAUUUUCAGCUAGCUUGCCAGCCUUUCAUAAACUGUUUUGAUGAGGAUAAAAAGUGAGACUCAUUGAUUGAGUGGACUCACAUAUAAAAAGGACAUUAUGAAAACACUGAAUGUGAUUUAACAAAAAAACUAGUAUUCUGUAACUAUUUUAGGAGGAUGCAGUACAGUAACAACACUAAUAGUUAUUACUCUGUGAUCACUACAUUUUGAGCAGAAUAUCUCACACAUGAUUUUGUAUCACUUAAUUCUCAAAGUAGCCUCAUGUGAUAGGUUCUGUUAUUUGUUUUAUAGGUAGGAAAACUGAAGCCUAAAGAAGUUAAGUCACUUGGUGAAGGUCACAGAGCUAGUAAAUGGUGAUGCUGGGAAUCAGAACCAUUCUGUUUAAAGUAGAUGAUUCAAGAAACAAGAAUAUUACAGAUACUAGAAAUAUAGAGGUGUCUGUCAUAAAACUAGUUAAAAGUACUGAAAAAGUUCUCACUGUGGAAGGAGACCAGGAUGGGGAUGGGAGGUGGUCAGAAAUAAGGGACUCGUUUUUUGUUUUUUUUUCUUUUUGCUUGUUUUAAGUCUACUAACACUUCAGAUUUUAAAUUGUGGGCAUAAAUGACUGAUAAAAAUAAUUCUUAGGUUGAUAAUUAAUUGCUAUCCCACAGACUAACUCGUACCUAUGCAAAUAUUUAGACAAAAGGGAAUAUUUUUCCUUUGAUUUCAUGUUCUCCAAAUAUAAAUAUCAAUUCUUACUCUAAACUUUUAAGUCAAGAUUAUGUAGAAGCAAGUUGGGCAACAAUAGCCACACGAUGCCAUGUAAAUGUGUACUAGUGUAAGUUGAGGUUAUUGGGUUUGUAUUUAACAUGCAAUUAAAAUUUACUGCAUUCUAAAGCUCAAGCAGGUGCUUUUUCAUGUUUAGGCAUCACUGUAACAAAUUUUCCUUUAUAAGCUCUCCAAUUCAAUAUAACACCUCAUAAAGUGUUCAAAACAUCCUGUUAUAUUUUUGCAUUUAAAUAUUUAUAUAUGGCCCUAUUCAGCUUGUGCUUUGUAAAUCAUGAAAGGGCUGAGUUUUAUAUAUUUGUUUUUCAUUUAUAGGUUGCCAGCUAAAAGUUAGGAAUUGUCUCCUGAUUCCUCAAGUCAUUUUUUUCCUUUGGAAUUUUUGGCACACCACAUUGUUAUUUACUCUUGCAAAUAGCUAUGACAGAUACAUUCUGCAUGUAACUCUCAUUAUUUAAAAUACUGUAGUAUUUUAACUGACUUGGUACAUAUUUUCUGCUUUCUGAUUAUUCCCUCUUCUCAGUUGAAAAAAUAAAAAUGAUAUUAAAAUUUCA